UUUUCAAAUAUUUAUUUAUUUAUUAUUCAUUGCAUAAAAAAACAAUGAAUUUGAUCACGUGUCAUUCGUCCGUUCAAUUCGCUGGUAAAGUGUAGAUAGGAUACAGCUGCGGAUACGCAAAUCAACAAAGCAUCAAUUUUGUACCACUGUAUAACAAUAAUUAAUAUUUUACAGUACUGUGAUGAUUAGGUUUAGGGAUGGGGUGGGGGUAGACGUUAAUAAAAUACAAUAAAUGGGAAAUGUAAUCAAUAAUUAUCGCUUGAUACUGUUUGCGGCCGCAACAGUAUCUGAUCCAGCAAUAACCGUCGACGCUUAGCCUUAUUAUUGUGACGUCAGGAAGCUAAUUCGGAAUUUUAAACCGUUGUAUUUAUUUCUGUAACGCCAAACAAGGCGAUUCUAGACGACAGAAACUGCUUAUAUAGAUUUAAAAAGCGUUUUAUAAGCAGCGAAAAUGAAGUCAAGAAUAUCUAAUCUGCCAUUUCUGCAUAAAACCGACAGCAUUUAUGAAUCCACAACCAAGAGCAACUUCAGACUCGCCGAAAUCACCGCCAACCGUGUCAUUCAGCCCAAGCUAACCCACUUCACACAGCAGAAAACCAACAUUAAAAUGUACGAUGACAGGUGUGCGGAAUUUGAGACCUCCAGUUCUGCCUUCAAGCAUCUGCCGGUGACCACAGCUAAGCUUGUUCGACCCACAACUUCAGUCAAGACAAGCUGGCCUGAAGGAACAUUUCCUCAACCCAUUUACAAGUCUUCAUACACCAAACAUGAAAUAUCGCCAUGUUUAUCCUCAGUUCUUAGAGUGAAGGAGUUGGCCAACACGGGUCUCGGCUCAAGUCUAAGACAGGAGAAAAACGACCAGUUUGACUCUACUUGUCAUGAGGAUUUCCAAUUUCCUCCUCCUCUCGAGUCCACAGAGAAGCAGCGUGUUCAGCAUUCAUCCAUACCAAUGGGAGACCAAGAAAAGAUACUGGACAGACAAACCAUGUAUUCCACCUCAUUCAGACAAUCAGCUGCCCUCAGCCCUGCUAAGGUCAAGGAAUGUUUGCUUCCUGACAUAAAGAAAUAUCGGCCUUUCAACCUUCGGGAACUCUGUGAUGAUGAGUGGAUAACAACAACAACUGAGGAAUAUUGUGCACACAAAUGUGGUCCUGUUCAGCUGGUGAAUAUAAACCGAAAUCUCAGCUUUGUUUUCAAGAGAGAAAAGCCUGAGGAGAAAUUGUCAACAACAAACCAGCUUUUCUUCCCAGAGAUAAACCGCACUCAGCUCCCAGUGUAUGUGGAUGGAUCCAGCAUCAGGAAUUUGAGCUGUGUUCAAUUUGGGAGGCCUGAUCUGGCAAAAGAAUUCUUCGGCACAACAUCGCAGGAGCAGUAUCUUGCUAAAGAAGUGAUCCGUCCCAAGCCACCCAUCUACCCGCCGAGUUAUGUGCUGUAUGAGCAAGAGCCCGAUCGGAUGCUGACAACUGUGCAGAAAGAUUUUGUGACCCUGAUUGCCAGAAGACAGGGACUGAGCCCAAGUCAACUUCACAAGGUUAAAGAGAGCCAUAUCAAGCCUGUGCAUGGCAAACAAGAUUUCAGGACAACCCACAAGGAAACGUUUAUGCUUAAACCCUACUGCAAGCCAUCUCAAAUCAACCCAAACCAACGGCACAUCAGCCAUAUUGCAUUUUGAGCUAAAAAGCAUCCAACAAAUGUGUCAGUGGCCACGAUUUAGCUACAUUAAAUCAAAUUUUGGGCACGAAUUGUUUGUGUUUGGCAGUCUUGUGUGUCAUUUCUUUAUUUUUUAUGAUUCAAUUUGUUUAUUUUCUUCAAUGAUUUAACAGUACAAUCUGUUUACAGAUUUUUACCUCCUUUUAACACCUCCUUUUCCCUCCCCUCCCCAACAGCGGCAGUGGCUGUCAUUAGAUGUUGCUAUCAUGAAUACAGUAAAUACAGAUAAAUA
This is a messenger RNA of Danio aesculapii, 1942 nucleotides long. RefSeq lists its product as uncharacterized. The record is from RefSeq and is a predicted model, not a curated record. The transcript has 8 exons. NCBI's taxonomy places the organism in Eukaryota, Metazoa, Chordata, Actinopteri, Cypriniformes, Danionidae. The coding region runs from base 452 to 1672 and encodes 406 amino acids.